Messenger RNA from Equus quagga, 2064 nucleotides. RefSeq names its product solute carrier family 25 member 10 (gene SLC25A10). Gene Ontology annotation, molecular function: oxaloacetate transmembrane transporter activity; succinate transmembrane transporter activity; antiporter activity. Gene Ontology annotation, biological process: succinate transmembrane transport; thiosulfate transport; oxaloacetate transport. The record is from RefSeq and is a predicted model, not a curated record. Bases 155 to 1018 code for a protein of 287 amino acids. NCBI's taxonomy places the organism in Eukaryota, Metazoa, Chordata, Mammalia, Perissodactyla, Equidae. Gene Ontology annotation, cellular component: mitochondrial membrane. The transcript has 11 exons.
GCGGCGCUUUGAACGCGGCGCGGGGGUGGCGGCGUUGUGUCGGGGGCCGGACCCGGGGUCGGGGCCUGGGGUUGCAACCGGCGCCGGAGGCGGGGUGGGGUCGGGUCGGCGGCGGCUGGGGCAGCUGGCGCUCCUCGGCGUCCGCGGCCGUGUCAUGGCGGCGGAGGCGCGCGUGUCGCGCUGGUACUUCGGGGGGCUGGCCUCGUGCGGGGCCGCCUGCUGCACGCACCCGCUGGACCUGCUCAAGGUGCACCUGCAGACACAGCAGGAGGUGAAGAUGCGGAUGACAGGCAUGGCGCUGCAGGUGGUGCGCUCCGACGGCGUCCUGGCGCUCUACAACGGCCUGAGCGCCUCCCUGUGCAGACAGAUGACCUACUCCCUGACUCGGUUCGCCAUCUAUGAGACCGUGCGGGACCAUGUGACCGCGGGCAGCCAGGGGCCCCCACCCUUCUAUAAGAAGGUGUUGCUGGGCUCCAUCAGUGGUUGCAUCGGAGGAUUUGUGGGGACUCCUGCGGAUAUGGUCAACGUCAGGAUGCAGAACGACAUGAAGCUGCCCAAGAACCAGCGCCGAAACUACGCCCAUGCCCUGGACGGCCUGUACCGCGUGGCCCGUGAAGAGGGUCUGAAGAAGCUGUUCUCAGGUGCGACCAUGGCCUCCAGUCGAGGGGUGUUUGUCACCGUGGGCCAGCUGUCCUGCUAUGACCAAGCUAAGCAGCUCGUUCUCAGCACGGGGUACUUGUCUGACAGCAUCGUCACGCACUUUGUCGCCAGCUUCAUCGCAGGUGGAUGUGCCACGUUCCUGUGCCAGCCCCUGGAUGUGCUGAAGACCCGCCUGAUGAACUCCAAGGGCGAGUAUCGAGGUGUUUUCCACUGCGCCGUGGAGACUGCGAAGCUCGGCCCGCUGGCCUUUUACAAGGGCCUCCUGCCUGCCGCCAUCCGCCUCAUGCCCCACACUGUGCUCACAUUCGUGUUUCUGGAACAGCUUCGAAAACACUUUGGCAUCAAAGUACCAUCCUGACGGGGCCAUGGGAGCGGGUUGGGCCACGCCUGGCCCCAGCGCCAGGUUCUUCUGGAGUCUGGGAGGGUCUUGGGGCUGAAGGCUGCCCGGAGCCCACCUCCGUCCCCCACCCGCCUCUGGCCCAGGACCUCCCCGGCCAGCUCCUGCCCUCACCCAGCCUGCCCAGGCCAGAGCUCAUUCCACUGACCUUCGUCCCUCCAGCCCCCACCUGCCCGCCCCACGCUCUGCCCACCUGGUGUCCCAGCUGCCCCCCCUUGUGCUCUGAUGACUCACUCGGGGGGCAGGCUGUCUAGGCUUUCUGGGGUCUGGGGUCCCAUGCCCCUUCUCCUCUGGCCCUGGAGGUUUCUUCCCUUCAUGUGCAGCUGCCCAGGGCCCACAGCACCGUCUUCCAGCAGCUUCCAUCAGGGACCUGGAUGGCAGAGUCGGGGGUCGCCCACCAAGUUGUGUGCACGUGCACUUUUAUCCAAGGAGAGGGACCAUAGUGUUCAUGAUGUUCUCAGAGGUAGCUGUGCCCCCCACACCUCCUGGGCCAGUGAACAAAUGACACAGGAGCAGAAUGAGUGCCCAGGAGCAAGGGUCAGAGUGUGUGACCUGUGGGCGCCCCUGGUGGCAGGCCUAGUCGUCCUCCCCCCCCCCCCCCCCCCCCCCCCCCCCGCCCCAUCCCUCCCACGUCCAGCCAACCCCCAGUUGCUUUAACAAUUAGUUUCACCAAAACCUUUCAGCACCAAGAGGCUGCUGCUGUCUUCAGGGAGUGUGCAGUGUCCCUCACGCCGUCCACGCCCUCCCCUCCUGCUCCUCAGAGGUGGGCUGUGGUGUGUCCUUGGGGGCUUCUCUGUGUGGACGGCGGUCACCUGCAAGGCCCCCAGCAGCUGAUCAGCCAAAACAACUGGAUUCCGCUGUGAAAGCAGCCUGCCCCCCCACAAACCAGGCUGGGGGCUGCGUCCGCCUGCCUCCCCGGGUCCCCUGGGCACUGUGCCCCCGCCCCAGCAAAGGGCUGCAGGCCCACAUUGCUCUGCAGGGAUGCUAAUAAAGGACGGUGAACUGCU